This is a messenger RNA of Opisthorchis viverrini, 4206 nucleotides long. RefSeq lists its product as hypothetical. NCBI's taxonomy places the organism in Eukaryota, Metazoa, Platyhelminthes, Trematoda, Opisthorchiida, Opisthorchiidae. Gene Ontology annotation, cellular component: transcription elongation factor complex. Gene Ontology annotation, biological process: transcription elongation by RNA polymerase II. The coding region runs from base 1 to 2649 and encodes 882 amino acids. The transcript has 8 exons. The record is from RefSeq and is a predicted model, not a curated record.
AUGUCCCUUGCUUACCUUAAAAACGGUGCUCCUAUUUUCGAGGACCCUGCAUACGAAGAUUGCGAACUCAUCCAAUUUCGUCUGACGGAUUCCGCUCUGCGUGGAUUCGAGCGACUGGCUGCAACACUCGUAGGGCCGCUCAAAUACAUUUACGUUUACUUUGAGCAACCUCACUGGUGCAACCGAUGGAUCUACGGAGUGUUUACGAAUCAACAAGUACUUCGUUUUUCCGUAACAAUAAUUUUUAGUGGAAAAAUAUUUUCUCUCGGGACGGCGAGCACCAGAAUCACGGUGAACGCCAAGGAGGAUAGUUUCUCAAUGGCGAAAGAAAGGAUGGUACAGCUGGAGGAUGGAACCAAGAAGCAGCAAACUAAAGAACUGAAUAUGUGCAAGCGCCAGUCCUCCAAAGCAAAAAAUAGGCUUCAGCAUAAGCUUGAUUCCGAAAAGUCCAAAGGGAACCGGGCUGAGCAUAUCAAACCCCGGUUACCUUCGAGCACCAAUGCAGUGGAUUCUCCACUUUCCUCAUCCAACGGCCAGAUACAAACCACUAGCCCCGGUGGACCUGUGGGCUGUGGGCCCAGCCCCCCUAUUCCCAAUCAAGCGGUCUUCAGCCGUUCCCUAAGUGAUACAACCUCACCGGUUGCGCUGGCUUCAAGACUGCUUGUUCAGACAGGCGUCAAGAUUCCAUCGCUACUGGAGUUAAAGAAAGCCGCAGGUGCAGAAGGAUCAGCUAGAUGGUCUGCUCCCCAAGUUGGUCGGNGUUCAGCCUAUGCCCUUUCACCUUCUGUCGUUGGUGAACUCGAUCCACAAUGGCCUGGGUACACUGCUACGGAGAGGAGCCGAAUAUUGUCACUCAAGGUACCGCAAUAUUCUCCGCCGAUUCUGGUUUACCAUGCUGAGUUCCGUCUGUACAUUGUAUUCACAAAAGGCACAAGGUCUCACACCCCAUCCCCGGUUAAUCCCCCUUCUUCUUGUUCGGGCGAGCCGGAGGAUCAAUUUGCCCGACGCCCAACACGAGCCAGUGCGCCCCUAGCCCCUCAUCCGUUAAGCCGAAAGAUUGCAGCUCUCAACCUACUUUCCAGUGGAGUUGAAGAGAGGGAGGUCGCAUCGCGCAUUGGCGUCAGCCCUGAGUUGCUUCACCAAUGGCGUGCUAGUGAGCAGGAGCUUCGAGAGCGCCACAGACGUUUAAACUCCCACCGGACACCUUCAGAAUCUCACACUAGUCCAGUCGCCGGUGUGUGUACGUCAUCCGACAAACCUGCGCGGCCUGUCACUCUGCCACUUACAGAAUCCCAACAAAGCAAUCCCAUCGCUUCAACCAGGACUGCCGUCCCGUCCACGAUCUCCCCAGUAACCGAUAUUCGCAUUUCUCCUCCCAAACGAGCCCGUGCCGAUAACCUGUCCAACCCGCUGCCUCACUCCAACGACCCGGAAUUCAACACCAUUGUAAAGGCAUCCAAAUCCCAAAACAUUCAUGCUGCCGCAUCUAAAGUGCGCGCUGCGGCUAAUGCCAACACGCCGUCACAGGCAACUAGUGUAGAUGCCACUCUCCCGACUUCGGUUCGCCAGAGUCAUUCGGACAUCAGCACGCGAUUUAAUCCAACCGGUGAUCAGUCACGUUCUCUUUCUCCGUCUUCUAGUCUACAUCACGAUUCCCUCCAUCCUAGCCUGUACUUGCAUUCGCGCCCGUCCCAGUUCUGUCCCCUCAGUGUGGGUGGUGGUACAGGCGGCGGUGGCGGUGGUGGCAUUGGGAGUGAGGGCGAAAGCGCCUCCCACACGCCUUGCUCCAACGUCAGCUCCGGUGGCUCAACCGAUGGCACCACAGCCGCUGCGAAUCCAUUCUCGUCGGGACCGGGAAGACUGGAUACUAAUGGCUGUUUCAUCGAUCGUACCGGUCGCACACGACCCAUACUACCUCUGUCUGUAACGUGCGAUUUGGAUAUGGUUACCGAUCAUCCUGUCGAACCGCUUCACGAGACUUACCCACUGUCCGAUCUUAGUGAGCCUCCAACAACCAAACCUCGGAUGGACUCGACCAAUGCACCUGCCGUCGGGUUCGAGCAUUCCUGGUCUGUCGAACUCUCACCUCAGAUGUCGGAGAUUGAACGGUUAUACCCGACAAUUUCCAAGACUGAACAAGUUGAGCUGUAUCGCGCGGAGUUCCAGUCAACCUACCCCACCUAUUUACGCAUGUACAACUCAUUUCCGGACAUUUGGCGUGGAAUAAGCAACUUGCACAACCGUGUUUUGGAUGCGGCUGGGACCGAUGGUUGGGAUAGUCCAACUGUGGCGCGGUUGGCGGAAGAGUUGGACAGUUUACUGGGUCGUACACGCACCGCGAAAUACCAAGAUGAUCUAGCCCAACUUACCCUCAUCUCCUACAAGUUGCGGUUACUGAAACGUCGGCUGGCAGAGGCAAGGAUGAGUCAGGUACUGCCCCAAGAAACCACGACAACUGACAUUGAACAUGUGGAAUCGUCCAAAGUGCAGUCUCAUCGGACAGGCAAAGAGGAUACCGGGGUUAAUCACCUAAACUCGAUGACGCUCAACAAGGCGAGGGUUGCACGGAAGCGACCUUCUAAUCCUCACAGUUCCAAGAUGGGAUCUGAGCAUUUGGGCGGAGCAGGAGACGGAGUUCCAGUCUACUGAGUGUCAUGUUCUCUCAUUUUCUUGAGGCACUUGGUUUUCGACUGUUGCUCUUAUUCAAACCUUGUUUCCACGGCGCCAACGAACAGAGAAUUCAGCAUGAACUCGGUUACUUUUGUGGUGGUCUGUGGUUUUUGUGAUGUCACGUUGGUUGUUCGAUUUCCAAGCGUGCAGAGAAUGAGGCCUCAUCACUUCCAACCUACCCCCCCCCACCCCCGUCACCAAUCACGUUCUGUUCUGUGUCAUUCCUAAGGAGACUCACUCGAUUCUUCUUCCACCUCAGAAAUUCAACGGUUUUCUCUUUUGUAUUAUGAAUAUUAAACCAGCAUACGUACAACGUGUGUAUUCCGUAGGGCUUUCGAUCACACUCCACUCCUGUGCUUUGCAUGUAUACUGUGUUCCACUUCUCUCAUCGUGUCCUACUCAGCCACCUGUUCACUGGUGGCUACAUCGAACCUCGUUAACAAUUUAUUUAUUUAUCCAAUUACUUAUUUAGUUAUUUGGUUGCUGUUCUCAUUCGAAAGAAAACUUGUGUACAGGACACGGGGACUGUUGUAUCUCCAACGUGGUGGCGUGAUGAACUCCGUUUUGCAAUUCUGUCUUCAUUCCUAGCCCAUCCGGUGAUGCUAAUGGUGGCAAUGUUCGUACGUGAUUUAUAUAUAUAUUUUUUUGUUUCUCGAAUCCGAUCCAACAAUCCCUUUUGCACACUCACCUUACAAUCCAGGGUCGUCUGUUUUGUUGGGUAAACAACAGACGUGUUUUCUCUCUCUGUCUCUAAUACAAACCCUUGUCAAACCGUAUUAUUUCAAGCUCCCCACCAGUCUGCGAUGGGGCUCGUCGAACCCUUUGUAAUCUCUACCACUGUGGUUGUCUUUCCGGGCUGAUCUCCGGGGUCCGUCCAUUAUCCAUCCUUUUCAAACUCUUGUUUGCACAAGGAAAAAUAAAAACGCCAUGCUGGUCGCGUCAUACAACCAUGUACACAAGCACGCAUUGACCCAGUAACAAAAAAAAACCCUCUCCGUCAGUAAUACGGUUCUACACAACCAGCGCAUCAAUGUCUUUCUUUUGUUGCCUAUAAGAUUCAUUCCGCUGCUGCAAGUGAUUUACUCUAGAUCUUCGUUGUUGUUGUUGUCGUCGACCGCGGUCAGAACGAUGUCCAGUUGUCUACCAUGAUUUUGUCUCUGUUCUCCAUACCAUAUCCUCACUCUAUCUGACUUGUCGAUCAUAUCUCACUAAAACGGUCGACGGUGGUCCUCGCUCCCCGACGCUAUUUUGAGCCAACUCUUAUUGGAUGAUGUUCUCCUUCCACUUUGACCUUCACCUUUCAGGACAUCCACCAACCAUUUUUCUUUCUUUCCUCAUCGCUGACCACAAUCUCAGAAUCAUGUAUUUUGUGCUUAUGCUUGCCUUUUCCGACUACUCACUUGUCUCUCUCUCUCUCUCUGUCUGUCUGUCUCUACUCACAGUCCUAACACGCAUGAUGACCAAGUCAGGUCAAAGUUUAAUCAACAGUCUGUGCCACAUUUGUGGUUGAGCGCUACCAUUAGACCUAUUCUGGGA